This is a messenger RNA of Ornithodoros turicata, 1558 nucleotides long. RefSeq names its product BEN domain-containing protein 5-like. The transcript has 8 exons. The record is from RefSeq and is a predicted model, not a curated record. Bases 121 to 1245 code for a protein of 374 amino acids. Gene Ontology annotation, molecular function: DNA binding. Gene Ontology annotation, biological process: negative regulation of DNA-templated transcription. Lineage: Eukaryota; Metazoa; Arthropoda; Arachnida; Ixodida; Argasidae.
CGGUAUGCUGCUUUUCUUUUGUCUGCGCUGCGUUUAGUUAAAGUUUACGUUUUUUAGUUUGAGUUUACACUUUUUUUCGCGUUACGGGAAGGAUAUUUCGCCACUGUGGCCUACACACUCAUGAGUGCCACCAAAGAAAUGAGGACAAAUCCGCCUAAAGCAGCUUAUGUACGAUACCGUGACUGCGGGAAGCGAUGUAUUGUGAAAGUAUCCGAAAUCCUGGACUUCAGCCCUAAGGAUGUUGCCGAUUACGAUCCACGGCGUUUGUACAAAAUAUGGUGGGCGCCAAAUGACGACGACGACUACCAAGGGGAUCCAGGAUACUACAAAGGGCAAAUAUUGCUUUUGGCAGCUUCAGUGGACGACCUGGAACACAAAAUAGAAAAAAAACGUGUUCCCACACCGAAAGUUGUUGAGAUUACCUCGGACAGCGGCUGUGAAAACCCACAGGAGGUACACAGAAGCGGCAAGAAGGCAAGCGAAUCUUCUCUUAAGAAGCCUGCUCAGGGCCAGACAAACUGUGCCGUGAUGAGGGACAUCUUGCGACAGAAGCUAGCCGAGAAGAGAGCCCACCCUGUUAUUGAGUACGAGUCUGAGGUCAGUGAUUCUGAUGAUGGUGCUGUGGUACCGCAGAAGCUGUAUGAUGAACUACAAGAGCGCUAUGCUGCAAUGAAAGCACAAGUACGAGAGCUAAAGUCAAAGGCUAGCUCAUCGCCAAGCAUGAUGGAAGAUCAUUUGAAAGCUAUCAGCACAACUUUAGCACGAGUUGAGGAAAAGAUAGACCAACACGAAUAUGUAUCCCCUGAAACAACCAUGCUAUCAGAGCCUCCUCUCAAAAAAGCUAACUUUCAGACGGAUGGAGUCACUGUAACCAUCAAUGAAACUGUGUCAAUGCCACUCGAUCAGUGGCUGCACUGUCAAAGAGAAAAGAAAGAGAGUCUUUUUGUGCGGAGCAUGGCACUGGCUUUGUGGGGGAAGGAUACACUCAAGAACAGGUCGACAGAAGGACGGGUGUCGAACCGGUUUAGAAAGCAACCUGAAGCUACGGCAAAACCCCAACUCUCACCAGAAAAAAUUGGUGUCCUAGAAGACUGCUUUGAGGACUGGCUCGUGAAGCGUGGUGCCAGUGGUCCAUGCUUGAAAGAAAGGUUGAACUCCCUGAAAGGCCACCUGAUUUCAGCUCUACGGGAUGCUGCAAGACCAGCAAAAGACGCACCGACCACACCCACAAAUGCCACCUCAUAAGGACCUUAUUUCUGCUGAAGUUUCUGGUUGUCCUCAUAUCUUCGCAGCAGAAGAAGGAUCCCACUGCUGCCUGUGAUGCAGGAGGUCAAGUAGUCACAGCACCUGCACACAGAUCCAGUCCACAGACCUGGACGGCAUACCUAAGCAUAUUUUACAUGUACACUUCAAGUACUGCAAGUUUCAACUCUGCAAUGCAAGACUAUAUCUGUCUGAAUUUAUGACACUGACUUGUACCAGUAAGCUUUGUUUGCGGACAGUACAAUGAUUGGUCCAUGUCUAGUUUAGGUCCGCCACUCGAUUUCAACCUUGAAAU